Messenger RNA from Cheilinus undulatus (humphead wrasse), 9631 nucleotides. It is a transcript of the gene camkk1a, whose product is annotated as calcium/calmodulin-dependent protein kinase kinase 1, alpha a. The transcript is spliced from 17 exons. Bases 431 to 1966 code for a protein of 511 amino acids. Lineage: Eukaryota; Metazoa; Chordata; Actinopteri; Labriformes; Labridae. The record is from RefSeq and is a predicted model, not a curated record. Gene Ontology annotation, biological process: activation of protein kinase activity; protein phosphorylation; CAMKK-AMPK signaling cascade. Gene Ontology annotation, molecular function: protein kinase activity; ATP binding.
CAGCAACCAGCUGAUCUGCUGCCUCUGUGCGCGUGGAGCCUCUGUAUGUGCGCGCGCUCUGACGGGCUGGUGUGGGCUGGUCCGUCCGUGUUUUCCGGAAGAGAGGGUGUGAAACAUGGGACACAUCUGAGGUCAGCAGCUGAUCCCGCUGCCUGCCACACAGAAAGCGUGUCUGUGUUGAUGUCUUUCAGUGACUGUGGGACCAGAAUCUGCGGUGAUCGGAAUCUAACAGGCUCCGUGCGUCCGAACGGGACGCCUCGGGAUCACAGGGACGCUUAGAGGGGCUCAAACACACCCGGGCUGUCAUUUGGCUCUGGUGGGACCCUGACCGAGGUGGCUCCAGGCUGGCCGGGGUCACGUUGAUGCUGCUGGGCGCUGUCCAGUAUUCUCCCCACCACCUGCUCCUGCUCCUCCCAGUUCCACACCGGCCAUGGCUAUGAGCGGAGACCCCGUCUGUGAGAGGCUGGCCCCGGACUCGGAUGCACAGACCAGCAGUCUCACAGACAACCUGGCGGCCAUGACGACCAAAGACUCAGAUGGCUCAGCUGCAAACGGCAUGAAGAAUGGUGGGGGUCAGAGAGAGGCAAUUCAGGGCAGGAGGACUCAUUCGCUGCGGCCUCACAUGGCUGGGAGGAAGCUGUCUCUUCAGGAAAAGGGCACCUACAUGUCGGGCUCUGGAGGAGGGUACACUCACAUCUCUCCUCGUGUGGCUCGACGGCCCACUGUGGAAUCCAAACGAGUCUCUAUUUCAGACUCUCAGGAUUGUAUCCAGUUGAACCAGUAUAAGCUGAAGAGUGAGAUUGGAAAGGGCUCCUAUGGUGUGGUCAAACUUGCCUACAACGAAGAUGAUGACAAACAUUAUGCCAUGAAGGUGGUGUCCAAGAAGAAGUUAAUGAAGCAGUGUGGUUUUCCACGUCGUCCACCUCCAAGAGGACCCAAAGCAGUGCAAGGAGAGCAGCCAAAGAUUCUCGGACCCCUGGAGAGGGUCUACCAAGAGAUCGCCAUCCUUAAAAAACUGGACCACAUCAACAUAGUCAAGCUGGUGGAGGUGCUGGAUGAUCCUGCAGAGGACAACCUUCACAUGGUUUUUGAGCUGAUGCGUAAAGGUCCAGUGAUGGAGGUGCCCACAGACAGCCCUCUGUCAGAGGAGCAGGCCAGGCUUUACUUCAGAGACGUCAUCCUGGGGAUAGAGUACUUGCACUACCAGAAGAUCGUCCACCGGGACAUCAAGCCAUCUAACUUGUUGCUGGGGGAUGACGGUCAUGUGAAGAUAGCAGACUUCGGAGUCAGCAACCAGUUUGAGGGAAAUGAUGCUCUGCUUUCCGGCACCGCUGGAACUCCUGCUUUUAUGGCUCCAGAGACACUUUCUGACACACGCAAGAGCUUUAGUGGAAAAGCGCUGGACGUGUGGGCCAUGGGAGUUACUCUGUACUGCUUCGUCUUUGGGAAGUGCCCGUUUAUUGACGACUACAUACUGGCUUUGCACAAUAAGAUAAGGACCAAGCUUGUGGAGUUCCCAGAAAUGCCAGAGAUCAGUGAAGAGCUGCGAACUCUGAUCUUACGGAUGCUUGACAAGAACCCAGACAGCAGAAUCACCAUCCCAGAGAUCAAGAUGGACCAGUGGGUUACCCAGGGAGGCACUGACCCCCUACCUCUGGAGGAGGAGCACUGCUCUGUGGUGGAGGUGACAGAGGAGGACAUCCAGAACUCUGUCAAGUUUGUCCCCAGUCUCUCUGCAGUGAUCCUGGUCCGAGCCAUGCUGAGGAAGCGCUCCUUCAGUAACCCCUUUGAGUGUCCGAGCCGGAGAGAGGAGAGGUCCAUGUCUGCUCCUAGCAGUCUGCUGAUGGAUGCGUGGCCUCUCCGGCCCUCAUUAAAACUCCACCCCUCGCUAAGAAAGAGCAGCACAGGAGAUGGGCCGCGAGAGGGCGAGCUGGAGGACCUGCAUGAAGACGAGCCCUCCUCGUGAGCUUUUCCUUCAACUUCAUCCACAUUUCAUCCCUUUGCUUGGACCACUGUGUGCUUACCCCUUCAUCCAAAGCGACACACUACAGGCAGAUCACUCUAUACGCCGACGACUCUUGCGUAUUUUCAUCUGAUUUAAUGCUCAUGUUUACAUUCAGAGUGAGCUACGGCUUGCUUUGGUUUCAGCUUCUUGUCCGCCUCAAAUUAUGAAGCCUCCCUCUUUUUUCUCUUCCAAAUGGCAAGUCUCAUGGCACUAAUCUUUCUCGUCUUAACUCGUCAAUCCACUGACUGUUGUGUCUGGCAUCAGUGAACCAAAAAGAAAGGGAACUCUCCGCUGAAUUUCUGGAUCAUUAACGGCUGACAUUAGGAUUGUGUGGCAAAAGAAAGGAACUUAUUUGUCAGCAUUACACUUAAAAUGUGAGGAAGACUGUCAAAAUAAGACUUUGUUAAGGCUUUUAUGCCUUUAUUUUAAGUAGGACAGUGGACAGAGUUUGAAAAUGGAGAAUGACAUGACGGAAAGGAAACGUAUUUGAACCCGGGCUGCCUGCUUUAAGGACGUCAGCCUAUAUGGGUGCACUUGCAUGACCACAAGGCUACAAGCACCCCAAACCAUGACUUUUUGUAACCCAUCUGCAUGAUGAAAAGUAAAAGCUUCAUCAUCAGACAGCCCGUCAAAGGGAGAAAGAAACACUUCAAACUUUUGCAUGUAAAAAUGUCUCUACAGAGGACUGCUAGGCUUUCUUUUCCCAAUCAGUGAUAUUUAUAAUGUACAUAGAUGUCUUGCUACUGUCUCACAGCCCGGUCCUUGUAUUUGCACCAUCAGAUGUUUUUAUUUAUAAGCCGUGUGAUAGAGAUUGAAGUCUUUCCUGUGUUCCCUUCAGCCUGAAGCCUCUGACAGCUAAGGGAGGACGUCAUCUGUCGGAGGGCGAUUGCACAGAAAGGAUGUCAACUUUUCUCCUCAAACAUUUUUGUUUAAGGAGUCAUUUUACGCCUCUUCUCCUUCUCUGUUAUGUGUCCGAUUCCUGUUAUCUAACGUUGUCUCCUUCCUUUAAUGUCAGACUGUAUCAUUUGAUUUGAUGUGAAGUAAUUGUGACAGAAACGGGGAUGUUUGAAUGUGAGUAUGUUCCUUAUGAGAUGCAAAAAAUGACUGUAAUUUCCUCCUAAUGCCUGUACUUCACAGAAGUCCUCUUCCAAACUCAGAUUAUAUAAUGUUCUUUGAUGUAGGGCUUAUCUGAAGGCGUGAAAAAUCUUGUGGUCCAAGUUAAACAUCAGUGAAAACUCUUAACAGAACAAAUUAAAUCUUCUGGCUUAAAGCUUCUCCCGACAAGGGGCUGCACACAAAUUAUCAUGGGAGAAAACGAGGUCAGAAAAUGUUCAGAAAAGGAGGGAAUGUUAUCACAAAAGGUGUGAUUAGGUGUAAGUUUCUUCAAUUUUUUCUGUAAUUUUGUCAUUAAGCCUAAAGACAACCAUAAAAAAACCUAAAAGAGAAAUGGAUAUAAAUUCCUCAAAAAUUUAAGAAAAUUUCCCCAAAUUUAUAAAUGCAUUCACCCAAAUUCCAUAUAAAUUAUUCAAAAUUCCCUUGAACAAAUUCCUGAAAAUUUUUCAUUAAAUUCUUGGAAAUUUUCAGCCUUCAAUACUCCCCACAUAUGCAAAGAUUUACAAAUAAAUUCCACACAUUUCCAUGAAUAAUCCCUACAUUUCCAUGAAAAUUUGCGAUACUUUUUAAAUGCAUAAAAAGUCUUUGCAUCCAAAAAUGCCAGAAGAAUUUAAGCCAGUUAAAACUCCAAAAUAUAUACAUCCACCCCAAAACAUACAUGCAAAUUUCCUAGCCAAUUCCCAAAAACCAAUUAUGUUAUUGAUUGAUGGCAUUAUUGAUUGACUAAUUCUAGAUUAAGAGCUGGAGAAACUAAUAAAUCAGCAGUGAGAUUAAAGGAAUUAUUGGUGAAUCAAAAAGGAUUAUUUGAUAUGUUUCAAUCGUGGACCUUGUUAGGUCGUGGACUCACUUAAAAGCGAAGACUGUGGUUUGUUUUGUCUCCUCCGAUCAAUCGAUGGGAACAUUUCAGCCUCCACAGCAACUCUCUGUGCCUCACAUUAAUGUUAUGUAACUCCAUUUUGAUUCUACCCUCCUCCUGUGUUUGGCUGCCAGAGUGCUGCGAUCACUUGAACUGCAGUGAAAAGGAGCAUUUCAAUGUCAUGAUUAGGCCCGAGCUGCCAACAACAACACUUCUCCAUCCACUUCAGAGCCUCCACAGUGUGGCUGAUUAGAAACAGAGAGCACUGCUUUGCGUUUCCUCGAUUAGCGUUGCCUGCGGUAUCCUCCAGUGAAGGAUGGAGAGUUAAGUGUGGGGAGCACACAGGGGUCUGAUGAGAGAUGUUGUUAUGAGUCUCUUUGUUUACAGAGUCAUGUUCACUAAGGCUUAUGCAUUAAAACUGUGAAUGAUGUUCAUAUAAGAAUGUCAACUUUAUAACCCUGUGGCUAAUGGGAAUGUAAAUCUGUAUAUCUUUUAAUUGUAUUGUUCAAAAAAACUAUUAGUAGAGGAUGAAUGCCUGUAUUAAAGCAGGAGUGUCCAAACUGUGAUAAGUGGGUCCAAUGUGGUCCAUUCAGUUAGCCUGCAGCAAAUUCUAAAUGUAAGAUGAAAUAUGGUCCACAUUAGCUUGUGCUUGACUGAUUUGUACUCCGUUGAGUGGUUUCUCACUAGGGAUCCAGGCCCAGAUCUGUAAAAGUCCAGAUCAUUGGAUCAGUGUGAAUGCAGCCAUACCAUAUGCCUGAGUCAGGCAUAAUUCAUGUGAACUCAGACAUGAUAUACUGAAGACAACACUUGUCAGAUCUAUAUAGUUUUGACCCCUUUUAUCUUCUGAGGUGCAUGGUUGAUGUGGAGGUAGGAGGAAGGUAGUGGCUGACAUCCUGAAAUUACAAAAAUCUCAGCAGCCUGCAGGAUGCAUGGACUGCAUAGAGCAUAAAAAAAUGUUGAAAUGAGAGUUUUCCUUGGCUGCCUCUUCUUAUUUCUUCUUCUUGGAGGUUUUGCAAAAUGCCUAAGUGCAUACCAACACCUUACCAUGUCAGACUGUGAAAGUUUUUGACAACCAAAGUAAUGACGAUAUCUAGAUUCAUAACACCUGGCGGAUUAUGAGAAAAGAAGCAAACAGCAGUGUGAAUUGCACUUCUAUGUGCCUCUAUCUGCUCCAACUGAAGGAUGGAUUUUCAGAUAUCAACACUCAUAUAAAGUUCUGCAGCUUCCUGCAGUUUGCUUUGUUUUCUGGUCUGAAUUUUGAAAUGAGCUGUCAGUGUCUCUCCUCUCUGCUGCUCGCAGUAACUUUUUUCCUCUUAACUAAGGCCAACCACUGUAAUCUGAUAGGCCACUUCUAAAUCCUUAACCCUGAUUGGCUACAUGCUUCCCCAUCCCUAAAUGAUGUCAUCUGAUUAAAGAUAUGGUAUGUAGCAUUUUGGCUCUGAAAUAUCUAUAUUAACUCAAUUAGGGACCAUUCUUAUGUUAUAUACAUAUUUUUUCAGCUGAAGUCUUAUAUUUUCUCAAAGAUUUUCCCAAAUUUCAAAUACAGGGAAAUUCCUAAUCUUUACAACUGUGACCAGACUCAUCUUUUUGUGGAGGCUGCCAUAGGUUGUUUUUAUUUCAGUCAACCCAAAAUCACCUCUAAAACAUGGAACCCCUCAUACGCCACAUUUCCUGUGACUUAAGACCAGCACUGCUCAGCACUGCCCAACUUUACAACCUCCUUCUCAAUACCCAUUCUUGGUUUGAAAUUAAGGCCCUGUUCAAUAUAAACAGCACCUCAUAAGGCAUAUUAACUAAACAGAAAACCUAUGAUUUCUUUUCAUUCAUAAAUUUCCCUUUAUGAGGGAGAAAUGUUCUUAAAAGUGCUCUUCUAGGUUCGCACUGGUUGCAAAUCCAGAGUACAUAUGCAUCCUGGGACCACUUCCAGCACCUUUCAAUGCAUUUCUCCCUCAUUAUGAGAUAUUUAUGAAUGAAAAAAAAACUUUGGUUUGCUGAUUUGUAAAUUUGCCUUAUGAGGUACCGUUUUUUAACAAGGGGUCUGUCUGCAGACCGCAGACCUCAGGUGCCCCCUCUUUCAGACUUCUACUGUGAAACGUCACCUCUAUCAGAACAGAAGGGAUGUAAUUUGUGGGUACAAUGUUUCUGAUAUUUUUUUUUUCUAAGUUCAUCUUUAUUCGCAAAGUCUGAAAAUGAAUUCACCAAAACGCAGAGUAAGCAACUUAUCACUGGUGUUGGGCCAAAACCUUGUAGCUCCAUUUUUCAUUAUUUUGUUUUAAUAAUUUCAUAAAUCAUUGCUACUGGUCACCCUUUACAUCUGUCAGCAGGUUUAAACAAAUAUGAAAGCAAUAGAACUGUAUAGACCCAUUUUAGAAGUAGUUAUACAAAUGGAGACUUGUUUUAGCUUGUAAGCCUUUGCUUAAGCCAGCAUAGCUUGACUAGCUGCAUAGUUACCAUAACUCUUCAGCCAGUGUAGCUAAGUUAGCUCUAGUUUAAGCUAAUGUAGGUCAUGCAAGACACUGCUCACAUAACUACUUCUGAAAAGGGUCUAGCUUUUGCAAAUUAAGCAUAAGCUAAUGUCACUUAACAAGCUGCAUUUGCUUCAGCUUUAGUUAAAAAAAGUUAUUUAGCUAUAAUACCCAAGUAGUUUGCAUAGCUAUUGUAGCUUUGUUUUGCUAAAGCUUAAGCUACAUUAAUUAUGUAGCUGCAUUACUGUAGUAGUUUCUGUGGCUAACAUAGCUUUGUUUGCUAUAGCUUAAGCUGUAUUCAUUGUGCAGUCAUAUUAGCUGAGUAGUUUAUGUGGCUAACAUAGCUUUGUUUUCUAUAGCUUAAGCUUCAUUCAUUAUGUAGCUACAUAACCUAAGUAGUUUAUACGGCUAUUGUAGUUUUGUUUGCUUUAGCAUUAGCUAUGUAUCCUACAUGACUUGAUUAGCUUGUGAUUUUGCUAUUUUAUCUACAUAACUUCAUUAUCUACAUAGCAAAUGUUGCUUCUUAAGCUUUAGCAUUGGCUAAGUUAGCUGUGUUAAAAUGUUUCAUCAUUUCUUGUAGACUGUUUACUCUGCUUUGAUAAACAUUUUCUAAUUAGGUUUAGCAGGUCAGGUUUUUGACUUUUAACUUCUGGUAUUCUUAUUCUUACCUUAAUCCUUAUUCUCAACCUUAACAGAAGUUUAAUCUGAUUUAAUUUUUUUUAAGUUUUAGCGAGUAUUUUUUAAUGUGACAGAUGCAGGUAUCUCACUGUAGUGGUCUGCAAAGACGGCACUCUGAGAUCUGUGGUGUCCAACCAGACUGUCUUGGAUUUUUAUGGAACAGUGUCCUCAGUUCAAACAAAAAGAAGUAAACAGAUAUCUGAGCAGCACUGGUCUGUACUCGUCAUACUGUGUUAUUGAUUUGGUUAAGAGCCUGCUGGUGGGUAAAUUUUGUGUACUGUGCAUUUAACUUAGACUGGAUUUUUGAAAAAUUCUUUAGGACACAGAAGGAAGGGUCGACAAGUUACCAGCCAGGCUUGAGGCUAUUUGGCAUUUGGCCAAUUAUCUGUAUCAGUGUUUUAUUUUACCGUUAGCAUAUUAAUCAAAAAGUGGCUCAACUGUGAGGUGUAUCUCCCUCUCUGGCCAUGAUUUCAUUCUCCAAGGUCUCACCUAACGUCCAAUCCACAACACUAUCUGACUGGCUAGGCAUCUCACAAGCACUAAGGUGGAUGCAUGCUGACACAGGAAGCAAUAUGGCAUCACUUCCUGUUCAGUGGAGCUAGUACUAAAUGAUUUAUUUUCCUUCAUUUCUGAUCAUGUAGUUUUAUUUUAAUCACACUAAUCAUAUUUGUAAUCAUAAACGUAUAUCAGUUGUAAAAUCAGUCUCAUGAAUCUCCAAUAAUCCGUUUGGUAUCAGCCCUGGAAAUCCAAAAUCAGUCAACCCUUACACUAAAGAUGAGAUAUGUUAAAGUGGCUCAGUCAUCCUCAUGUUUCUGUGUGAGACCCUCAGUGAGAAAUGUUUGGACACUCCUGUCUUGGACUGAAAUGUUGUAUCUGUAAAACUGAGGGUUUGGUUGUCUGUGUCUGUUUUUUCUUCUCUCUGCAGAGACCGAUGUGUCGGAAAGCAUUAAUGUACAGGGUAACCUUCAGUGAAGGGCUGUUUAACCAAAAACUUUGAAAUGAUAUGUGGUAUUUUAUUAACUUAAAGCUAUUUAACUCUGUAAAUGGUUCUUUCAGUGUUUCCUGCUUUACAUUUGCAUUUUUGUACAGACAUCUUUGUUGUGCAAGGCUCAUCCUUUUAUGUUUAAGCUUCUUUGUUGAAAAAAAAAUGCUUCUACUGAAAUAUUUGCACUUUUCCACUUACAGAUCGAUAUUAAAGUUGUGAUUUCAUCAAACACUUCUGGUACCUGCCAGCCGUUCACCCUGUACAGUUUGUGAUCAAGGACAGAACUGAGUGAUUCACCUGUAAAAGACAUAUUUACUGUGAGCUCCUGCCGUCUGUCUCUACAGUCUCUUUGAAGGCAUUCCUCUUUGAUAUCAACCUGCAUGUCACAGCACUGCUUCUGGGCUCCUGAACUUUUACCAAAUGAAACUCAAGGAUGUUUCAAACUUCCUCCUCUGUCUGUGUGAAAAUACUGUAACCGCUGUAGGAGGACUCUGAGGAGUUGUCUUUGUCGUGAUGCUAUAAAAAAAGCAGAAUUUUUAUGUUAUGUAAUCAAGGGAAUAGACUUCUGGAAGUCACUGCAGGGAUAAUGCAGAAUGGUAAAAACUGUGUUGGAUAGGCUGGGUGUGUAUAAGAGCAGGUCCUGAGUAACAGUGAUAGAUGACCCCAGCUGCUCUACAACAUAAAACAUUGCAGGAAUUUGUCUUCAUGCUGUGACACCACCUCUUCCAGGGCUGCAUGAAUCCAUCUAAGCUGAAUAGUGACGACAGCUCUGUCCACCCUUAUUACAUAUUGGGAGUAUUUUCAAUAACAUAAGCACUCUUUUAGAUGGGUUUACUAAACAAUUACAGAUUCAUGGAUGAAUCUCAGGAGAAAUUGCCCAAUCCCAGACUGAUUUAUAAGUAGAUUGGGAGCUGUUAAAAAAUGCCACUUUUAACAGCUUUUCUCCACAAGCUUUGUAGUAACUGACAGAUGAGCGUCGCCCCUCCGUAUACCGCUUACUUCCUUUUUAAAUUUGAGGAAUACAAAAUGUUACAAAACAGAAACUAGCUGGUGUCGAGCACCCCGAGACCCUUCUUAAAAGGUGUUGUCACUUUUAAACAGCUUUUCCCCUUGAUAUGUGGAAUUUAUGCAACCCUAAUUCCAAGAAAGUUGGGCCACUGUGUAAAAUGUCAAUAAUAACAGCAUGCUUUAUAACCCCUAUAUUUUAAUGAUAACAGAAGCUUAUUUUGUAUUUGAUGGCAGCAACACAUCUCAAAAAAGUAGGGACAGAGCAACAGAAGGCUGGAAAAGUGGUACUGAUGGAGAACAUCCUAAGGAGCAUUUUGCAGUUAAUUAGGUUAAUUGAUAUCAUGACUGGAUGUAAAAGUACUGUUUAAAGGCCGACUCGAAUGGGGAAUUACAUGGGGAACUAAAAAACCACUCAGAGAGCGCAGACCUCCACCAUUAGCCCUAUCUCCCAAUAGUAAAGAAUCCUUUAAAAAAUUCCUGGAUCCAGACAGUGAUCCAGAUCACUCCAAAAAUCUAAUCAG